GAAGUACUCUCUCAGUCAUUGGUCUGGAUUCAUUUUAAUGAACAUUCAGUUGGAGAAACGGGCAACUUCAUAUCAUAUGCAUUUGCACCGGCCUCUGUGGUUGCUCCUCUAGGCACUUUCGCACUCAUUGCUAACUGCUUUUUCGCUCCACUCAUUUUAAAAGAGCGUUUUCGCGUGCACGAUCUCGCUGGCAUCUUGUGCGCAAUGAUACGAGCGAUCACUGUCGUUCUUUCUACGCCUUCGUAUGAUGAAGGUCCACCGCCCCUUGCACCAGACGCCUUGAUUGCGGCUAUGUCACAGCGUUCGUUCGUAGUAUUUACUAUCAUAUACUUGGUAGGGGCUAUGGUACUAGCGGGGCUCGGCGAGAGUGGUUUCGGCAGGCGAAUUGUGGUUGUUGACGUUGGGCUUUGCGCAAUAUUUGGUGGAUUCACGGUUCUAGCAACUAAGGCUAUCUCCACGUUGCUGAUGGAAGAAUGGGGCAAAAUAUUUGCGGAGUGGAUAACCUAUCCCAUCCUUGCGGUUCUAAUCAUCACAGGCAUUCUCCAAAUCUGGUUUUUGAACCGAGCGUUAAAGCGUUUUGACUCCAAAAUCGUCAUACCUACGCAAUUUGUGCUGUUUACGCUGUCUGCUGUUAUCGGAUCCGCUGUCCUUUACAAGGACUUUCAAAGGGCUACAUUCCACCAGAUGGUCACAUUUAUGUAUGGCUGUGGUGCGACAUUUGUGGGGGUGUUCAUCAUAGCGUGGGCCAAUGGGAACAACCGCGAAGAAGUAGGACAGCUCACCAAUGAGGUUAGCAGGCAAACAGGCGACGCAGGCGAGCAAAUUGCACCGAGUGGAAACGUGCGGGGUGUCCCUGUAGGCUCAUUGAAUGCACGAAGUCGCUCGGCCCUUGUAAUACCGAGAGCUGUGCGCGAGACCCCGGUGCUUAGGAAUAAACAAAGCACGGUAAGCCUGGCAGGCUAUUCUCCUGCACGAAAUUUGCUACUUGCUCAUACCCCGCCGAGGGAUCGAGCAGAUCAUAGGGAUAGGGACGUGGAAAGUACUAGUGGAACUUCAUGA
Messenger RNA from Suillus subaureus, 1059 nucleotides. Its product is annotated as magnesium transporter NIPA-domain-containing protein. NCBI's taxonomy places the organism in Eukaryota, Fungi, Basidiomycota, Agaricomycetes, Boletales, Suillaceae. Gene Ontology annotation, cellular component: membrane. Gene Ontology annotation, molecular function: magnesium ion transmembrane transporter activity. The annotation marks the transcript as partial. The record is from RefSeq and is a predicted model, not a curated record. Gene Ontology annotation, biological process: magnesium ion transport. The transcript is spliced from 5 exons.